UACUUUUUUCUACCCAUUCAACACCAAUUCAAAUAUACACAGUUUUUGAAACUAACCACCACCACUAGCACUGAUCCAUACGUUUGGUACCAGAAAAAAACUAGACGAUCAUAUGAAGUGUCAUCCGGUGUUUCAAGUGCAAGCAGAAGAAUAAUUGAAAUGCUCGAAUACCCAUUGUUGCAUUUUCUUUCUUUUUGUUUAUGAUUCGACUAAGAGUUGAAAUGGAUUCUAGAAGCUUUGUUUUUGCGCUUAAGGCUUGUGAGCAAUUUAAAGGGUUUUUUGUAGGAGAAUUUGUGCAUUCUGUUGUUUGGAAAAUCGGGUUUGAUUCUCAGUUGCUUGUGAGAAAUGCGUUCAUUCAUUUUUACUCUGAAUGUGGUUUGUUGAAAAAUGCACACCAAGUGUUUGAUGAAAGUUACUUGGACUACUAUGAUUGAUGGGUAUGCGGCGCAUAACUGUUCAGAUCAGGCUAUGGAGUUGUUCAAAUUGAUGUUGUUAGGUGAUGUUGAGCCUAAUGAGGUGACUUUGAUUGCGGUGCUUUCAGCUUGCUCUGAGAUUGGUGACCUUGAAAUGGGGAAGAGAGUUUGUGGAAAAAUAGAAGAGAAGAAUAUGAGAUGUAGCUUGAGUUUGCAGUUUGCACAAUGCCUUGUUGGAUAUGUAUGUGAAAGGUGGUAGUUUGGUUGAUGCUAAAGAGCUUUUUGAUAGAAUGGAAACCAGAGACAUUUACUCGUCGACUAGUAUGGUUAAUGGGUAUGCGAAAUUUACCUGUAGAGAGACAACUAUCUCUGCUCUCAAGGCUGCAAAGUUGAGAUGGCCAACCUUGUUUGACAAUGUGGAUUCAGCCACAGAAGAUUGGAUUGUUGAACAAAUGAUUACAGUAAAUAAUUUAAUUAUGGCUAGUUUUGUUUUAUUUUAUCUUGUUAUUACCGAUUGGUUAUUUAUUCUACCCCACUUUAGAGUUAGACUGUGUGUACCAGAAACUACUAACUUUGUGGCUGGUUUGAAUAUUUAUGCCUCUUUUACUUGUGAGGUUGUUGCUCGAGACAAGAGUUUCUUCCAUCAGAAAAUCUCCGGUGAGUAUAGAACUAUAGACCGUGGCUUCAUUUAUUUUUGGUGCAGGUCUUUGCCUUCCAAUUGAAGCCUAUUGUCAUGGAAUAGUGGAAAGAGAAUAGGGAUGAUCAGAUAGAACUGUUUGGAAAGGUCAGAGAUGAUUGGUUGGAGAAGGAUUUCACUGGAUGGAUUCAAGCUAAUAGAUUCUAUCUUGGUAUUACUGAUGCAUUAAAAUUUGCAAGCUCAAGAGUGUACAUUGUCACCAAAAAACAGCUCAGCUUGGCUCUGCAACAGGAGUCUAUAAAACCCUCAUGAAGCACCUAGUUGGAGUUUCCGAGGUUUAGCUGGAAGUUCAAUGGCCAAAGAAGAUGGUCAGCCUCAACAAGUUGAAGAAUCAUUUUCCUUUUCAGACUCUGAAUCCACAGGAUCAAACCUUAGUAUAACUGUAGUUGGAGCUUCUGGAGACCUUGCCUUGAUGAGAUCAAACUUCUCAAAUAUGUCAAUAAGCAUGAUCCUGGAGACAAGACAAGGAUCAACAAAGUGUAGACUUCAAAAAAAUUGGUGUCAUGUUCAGAAUCUAGAGAGUUGUUUGGCUUUGAGAUACGAGGCUUUAGCUAUGCGAGAAAUCAAAUCCGCAGAAUGUUUUCAUGCAGUUGCAGUUAAGGCAUGUGAAAAUGCUUUGCGUUGCAUUGGAAAUGAUGAUGUUCAAAAGCUUGGAAGAGACGCGUUUCCUGAAAACUUGAAGGCAACUACUAUCACAGAGAUUACAAGGCUUAGGAACUUUGCAAUGACAUCAAUUACUUCACAUUCUGUGGACAAGCUGAAAAGGAAUUUAGAGUGGAAGUUGAGGCUGGUCAUGUGGGGCACAAGAACUUGGUUAGACUUUUGGGUUUUUGCAUUGGAGGCACUCACAUGUAACCAUACCAUCUUGGUAUAUAUUUUAUGGGUAUUGCUAACGAGUGCCCCGGGGCACUCUUUAAGCAUUCCAUUUAAAGAAACUUUUCAUUCAAAAAAUUAAACACUACAAUUUCCAAUGCGUUGACUUUACGCAUUCCGAUAAAAUUCUAUAAAAAACUUACUAUUUAAGGACUUAAAAAGUGUCCGGGGACACUAUUUAGCAUUUGCCAUAUUUUAUUUGUUUUAGCUUAUACUCUGAGUUCAUUUUCAUUCUUUACUCCUAAACCAACUCCCUCUAUCAGUAAACACAUCGUCUCCCACUUCAUCCAACAAACCGUCUGUUCCACCUCUCCAUACAGAUAAUAUACUCUAGAUAAGCUCACUAAGUAUAAGGUUGCAGAAAAUUCAAUUUUCAUAUUGUAGCUCUGCCGUCUGCUAAUAUAUCAAACAUAAUUACAUAUUAACGAAAGGUAAACGGGCAACAAGCUGUGCCGCUAGCCCUUUCUGAAUGGCAAAGCCAAUCCUUUUGAAAACAACAUUCAUAGACCUAGGAGAGACAACAUUGUU
This is a messenger RNA of Trifolium pratense (red clover), 2511 nucleotides long. RefSeq lists its product as uncharacterized. Gene Ontology annotation, biological process: meiotic DNA double-strand break formation. NCBI's taxonomy places the organism in Eukaryota, Viridiplantae, Streptophyta, Magnoliopsida, Fabales, Fabaceae. The record is from RefSeq and is a predicted model, not a curated record. The transcript is spliced from 9 exons. The coding region runs from base 1403 to 2065 and encodes 220 amino acids.